CCAACACCCACACAUGCAUUCUCAACAUAAAAACAUAGACAAAAACAUAACCAAAAUGGAUGUUUUAUUAUCCUUAAACUCACCAAACCUUAUCAACAUUUCAAAACCAUAUCAAUAUCAUAAUCUUCCAACACUCUCAAAUAAACAACAAAUUAGACAACCUCGUACUCAGUUUUCUAUUUCAUGCAGAGCCACAAACACAAAAAAUGUUCCAAUUCAUGAAGUUAAUGAUGAUGAUGAUGGAAAUUUCUACAAGGUACUAUGUUUGAGUCCAAAAAGUGCAACAAUGGAUGACAUAAAAAGAGCAUAUAGAACAAUGGCUCUUCAAUAUCAUCCUGAUUUGUGUCACGAUCGUUUGAAGAACGAGGAAUCAACGCGGAUGUUUGUACAAGUGAAUGCAGCUUAUAAGACUCUGUCAAAUCCAGAGCUAAAAGCAGAGUAUGAUUAUGAAAUUGGUUUGGGUUUGAGAAGAAGUAGGUGGAUGGAACAAGUGAUUGAGUUGAAAAGAAGGUCUCAUAAUGAAGGAUCAUGGGGUAGUAGAAUGAGAGCCAUGAACAAUAUCAACAAAGACGAUGAUCAUUGAUCCUUGUGGAACAAUUCUUUUCCGGACUUUACUUACCUCACGACUCAAUUCUGGAUUACCGGACCCCUUUCGCCCUCGGAAAUCAGAGUGUUAAUACCAAAGAAGAAAUAGCUAGUUUUUUUAGCUUUGUCUCCAUGUGAUUAUGUUGUUGUAUUAUUUCACAUAAUUACCAUUACAUUCAUUCUUGUAUUGAUCUAAAAAAGAAUAUUUUUGUUUACCAGCAAAAAAUUAAUCUCUUUGUCAAAAUGAAAAUUAUUGAAUUAAUCAACUUUAUUUUAGGACUA
Molecule: messenger RNA, 867 nt
Organism: Trifolium pratense (red clover)
Lineage: Eukaryota; Viridiplantae; Streptophyta; Magnoliopsida; Fabales; Fabaceae
Product: chaperone protein dnaJ 20, chloroplastic-like
Exons: 1
Coding region: 14-583 (189 amino acids)
Cellular component (GO): chloroplast
Source: RefSeq, a predicted model, not a curated record